Molecule: messenger RNA, 3482 nt
Organism: Nematostella vectensis (starlet sea anemone)
Lineage: Eukaryota; Metazoa; Cnidaria; Anthozoa; Actiniaria; Edwardsiidae
Product: kelch-like protein diablo
Exons: 6
Coding region: 216-2156 (646 amino acids)
Molecular function (GO): protein binding
Source: RefSeq, a predicted model, not a curated record
GGGGUUGACAGCCGAGGGAAGGCCACUCGCCAGUCGGGUCUUUCGAUCGCUUCUCGAAGCUUGCGUUUUGCUGUGUAGCUGAAAUGCUUUGCAGUUGUCAAACGCACAUUUUUUAACGGUAAACCAUUGAACCACGUGUAGCUCGCACGGCGGCCAAACUCACAGUCACGUCCUUACAGUUUCAGCAAUCUCGUUUUUUAGAAAACAUCAUCGAAAUGGAGAUGCCAUCUAUCGUUCAAAGCCAAUCCCGGUUGACUUUUUCUCGAGAAAACCACGAAAAAAGAUUACUCGAGUUGUUGAAUGAGCAGCGAAAAGCGACCAAAUUCUGUGAUGUUUUGCUCGAAGUGGGCGACUCGGAAAUAGCAGCACAUCGGGCCAUCCUUUCAGCAUCAAUCCCAGUCCUUUCUGAACGGUUAAGCGACCGAAAGGAAGGUCUCAAGAUCAAGCUAGAAGGACUACAGCAUAAUGCGGUGAAAGCGAUCGUGGACUACCUGUACACUUCUUGCCUAGAUGUCCCCGCGGACUCGGUCCUGAAUGUUUACCUCGCGGCCCGUUCCUUAGGAAUGAACGAACUCGUCAGCGACCUCGAAGAUUUCAUCAGGAAAGAAAUCCUCCCAACAGAGUGGCUGGCUAUCCGAGUCUUUGCUGUACGUAACGACGUUCAAGAGCUUUUGGCCAUGGUAGAAGAAUUUAUUGCCAAUAAUAUCGAGGAAAUCUUCCAAAAGCAAGCGUUUUUGAAACUCCCCCGCUUACAAGUUGAGCUAACUGCACGACACAGCGAAGAUAGUCCAAGCAUGGAGCCCGGAUCACUCUGUCAACUCGCCGUCCAUUGGGUCUAUUCCCAGCUAAAGGAUGACGACGAAGCCACCACGAGUGCUCUUCUAGAGCACACUCACAUAAUGUACCUGACGGACGAAGGAAAGCUGAAGGAGUGCACUCUUGAAGAUCUGGACACCAACACUUACAAGUUUAUUGCCACAGACGCACAAGCCAAGAAUAUACGGCACAACUCGAUGGAACAACUGACCAAAGCUGAUGUUAAAGAAAACCUUCACAGCGAUGAUGAAGGGGUCUUCAUCAUUGAAAGCAACAACAACAAGAGAAGGAAGGCGACUCCCAGAGAGUCUAUGUUCCGAGUCAUUGCAGCUUUCCAGAGCUCAGAGUGUGACGUGUUUGGGUUUGGCAUAAUCGACAGCAGGCUGGCAGCAAUCUCCAUACACCAGCAGCUCCAGAUGUCAUGCCAUGAUUCUGUGUCCAGCGAGUCGUCUGGUUAUGAUGAAUGGUCCUUGGUUGCCUCAAUGAGCCGAGGUCGCUGUAGUGUUGGCGCAGCUGAAGUGAAUGGCAAGCUCUAUGCAGUAGGAGGGUACGAUCGUGGCCAGUGCCUUGAGACAGUUGCAUACUAUGACAUCCAGACCAACGAGUGGAUGCCUGUUACCAGCCUGCGCAGGCGUCGUGGCCGGCUCCAGGUGGCUAUUCUAGGUGGCAAGAUGUAUGCUGUGGGUGGUUCAGAUGGACAUUCUGAGCUCAACUCCUGCGAGUGUUAUGAUGAGGCAAGUGAUAGCUGGCACAUUGUGGCUCCAAUGAACUACUGUCGCAGCAACUUUGGGAUGGCGACCAUCAACAACCGCAUCUACGUAGUUGGCGGCUACCAGGGUUCUCACAAUCUGAAAACAGCAGAAGUGUACAACCCUGAUUCCAACAAGUGGGUCAUGGUAACGCCCAUGAGCAGUGGGCGUGACAAUCUAAGUGCUGUAGCCCUUGAUGGAAAGAUGUAUGUGCUCGGCGGGUAUAAUGGUUGGGCUUACUUCAACACGGUUGAAUGCUACACCCCUGAAACUGACAGCUGGAGCUUUGUCACUCCAAUGAAAUUUGCUCGUCGUGGUGCCGGCGCAGCUGCAGUGGGCGGGUACCUCUAUGUGAUUGGCGGGUAUGAUGGGACCUCCUUCCUGACCUCGUGUGAGCGAUAUGACCCAUCAACCAAUGAGUGGACUACCAUUGCUGAGAUGAACACCCCUCGCCAUAACGUGGGUGUGGCGGUGGUGAAUGGACUGAUCUUUGCUGUGGGAGGAUUCAACGGCUCUGCUUUCCUGAAAACCAUGGAAUACUAUGAUCCAAAGACCAAUAAGUGGAGCUCCUUUGUGAGCUCCUUCACAUAGUAUUGAACUGACUUAAAGCGUCAUUGUGGACUUGAAGCAACAACAACAUGGACAACAACUAUGGAAGAAAAAGGUUCCUAGUCUAUUUCCAUGUGUUUUAGACAAUGUUUUAAUUGUUCCAAUGCUAGUUUAUGAUUGAGUGAGUGCAAAGUGGGAACUUCCCCUCCCCCCCAGUUGUUGUUGCUUAAUAUACCUCAGAGUCACUGAGUUUAUCAUGUGUGUAUGUCAGUGUAAAAUAUAGUGCCAGGGCAAAGUUUUGGUAGGGAUAGGAGUUUGAAAGCUACAUUACUAUUUUUUUGUCUCAUCUCUCAGGAUUUGUGCUUAUCACCUAUUUAUUAUUUCAAAACCGACUUGGAUUUUUUUCAUAUCGUUUUGCUUUAUACUGCAAUUAUCCCAUUGUUGAACCCAUUUGAUCCUUAUCAGCUUAAACCGAAUUUGUACCCUCAAUACAAAUUUGAAUUAUUUCCUGUGAGCUUGUGUUGACACUUUGACAAAAAAUUUAUCCAAAAUUAAAUUGUGCUUGUAAAGCCAUGGCCAAAUGAAACCCAAGUCGGUGCAAAUCAAAACUUGCGACAACUUGCCUUUCGAUUUGUGCCACAGCUUAAGUCUGUAAUCUAAUUGGGAAAAGUCAGUAUAAGCCAGUAUAAUCUAUUUGUGUUCUAAGAAGUGAGAUAUCCUAUUGUACUAUCCAGCAAGUAAGGCAAUACAUUAGUUUGCAAUAUCACACACUGAAAUGUAUUUUGACAGAAAUGUAUUUAGUGUGAAAGUUUUAUCUUAUUGUUGUAUAUUAUAUAGAUAUUAUUGAGUGAUAUAUAUGACUGUUAAAAAAAAUCUUAGCAGCUUUUUGAGUAGUUUGUUCCUGUCCCAUGGAGGAUUUUCGAAAUUCCCAUUCCUUAAUUCAUUUUACCCACCUGAAUAUCAUCAAUUUUUUAUCAUUUUUCAAAGAAAUGACCAGACUACUGGAUGUCCUAUUUUUCAUCAAUGUUAAUUGCUUAGAAAGCUAAAAAGAUUUUAUUAGAUAAGAGAAUUUAAUGUGGGUUACAAAAGUAAGCUAUGCAAACAUGCCCUAACAACACAGAGACAUUUGGCAACUUUACACAUUUGUAAGCUUCUGGCAUUCUCGAUACAUCUAAGUGUUGAUGGGGAAUGGGUUUUUUUAGUUUCUUUUAUAUGGCGCAAGAUUUGGUUUAUCUGGAAUUAAGUUAUUACUAAGAACAUUAUUGGUUAGAUACUAUAGUGAAGAUAGAUUUAUUUAUUGCAUGGAGUGGCCCCUGGUCCCAUCUUUUGAUAAAACCGAAUGAUUUCAAUAAAAUGUGUGAAUAAAAA